This is a messenger RNA of Ylistrum balloti, 735 nucleotides long. Its product is annotated as dentin sialophosphoprotein-like. The transcript has 2 exons. The coding region runs from base 1 to 735 and encodes 244 amino acids. The record is from RefSeq and is a predicted model, not a curated record. NCBI's taxonomy places the organism in Eukaryota, Metazoa, Mollusca, Bivalvia, Pectinida, Pectinidae.
AUGGAGAGUAGUAACAGUAGUAGCAGUAGUAGUAACAGUAGUAACAGUAGUAGUAACUGUAGUAACUGUGGUAACAGUAGUAACAGUAGUAGUAACAUUAGUAGUGACAGUAGUAACAGUAUUAACAGUAGUAGUAACAGUAGUAACAGUAUUAACAGUAGUAACAGUAGUAGUAACAGUAGUAACAGUAGUAGUAACAGUAGUAACAGUAGUAGUAACUGUAGUAACAGUAGUAACUGUAGUAACUGUGGUAACAGUAGUAACAGUAGUAGUAACAUUAGUAGUGACAGUAGUAACAGUAUUAACAGUAGUAACUGUAGUAACAGUAGUAACAGUAGUAACAGUAGUAGUAACAGUAGUAGUAACAGUAGUAACAGUAGUAGUAACAGUAGUAGUAACAGUAGUAACAGUAGUAACUGUAGUAACUAUAGUAACAGUAGUAACAGUAGUAACUGUAGUAACAGUAGUAACAGUAGUAGUAACAGUAGUAACAGUAGUAGUAACAUUAGUAACAGUAGUAACUGUUGUAACUGUAGUAACAGUAGUAACAGUAGUAGUAACAGUAGUAACAGUAGUAACAGUAGUAGUAACAGUAAUAACAGUAGUAGUAACAGCAGUAACAGUAGUAACGGUAGUAACUACAUGUUGAUAAAGAUGCCAAGUCUUCCCCUUCAUAAAGUGGUCUAUUUUGUUCAUCUACAACUCACGGGAUAUCUAAAUCAAGCAGACAGUUGA